AUGACACUUCUUCUUGAAAAUCAUUUUUAUACUUCUCGUAGUGCUCGUCGAUGUGGUCAACCUUGUUCUGAAACACCUCGUAAACGUACCGAUGAAGUCACUCGUUCGUCGGCCAAGGAAACAACUGAUCUCAUGGACGAUUUAUUGAAUGAAUUAUCACAUGCGAGAAAUACACGACUCCUUUCGGAAACUGAAAACAUCUUGGCCGACGAAGACUAUGUUAGUUGGACCGGUUGGACAAUUGAACAGCUUCGCAAUAUGGCAAUGCUUAUUGUUCCGUACAUGAGAGCUUCAAAACAUCGUACACCAUUUGAAGCUGUAUGUUUAUUUUGGAUUAAUCUGAAGACAAAUCUUUCGCUUCGUCAAAUUGGAACUUUGUUCAAAAUAUCUACAUCAGAGGAGAGUAUUCGGCGUCGUAUUGAGGAUACAUUUCAUAAUCUGAAUCAUUUGACUGGUGCCGAAGCACUUAAUCAUCAUACAUCUUAUUCUAAAGUUUUCUUUGGUGAUCAAUUAUCGAUUAUAUGGGACGGUACUUAUAUUUAUUGCAACAAAUCAAAUGAUCAAACAUUACAACGUGAUUGA
Adineta ricciae is the source of this 582-nucleotide messenger RNA. Lineage: Eukaryota; Metazoa; Rotifera; Eurotatoria; Adinetida; Adinetidae. The record is from the annotation of a GenBank genome assembly.